CGCAAAAUCUGUGGUUCAAAUAGCUGUUAUUUUAAAACCUCGCUUUUGCCGCCAUAAAAACAAACGUCGCUGGAAACUGGAACUGGACGGAGUUGAUGCCUCUCCCUCCUCAAAGUCGCUCCCUCUUUAAUUCGAUUCUAGAGUGUACCCAUCAGAAAAGCCUCCAAAGAGGCAGGGCUCUACACGGUCAGAUUAUAAAAUCCGCUUCUUCUUCUUGCAUAUAUCUUGCAAAUAGUCUAGUUAAUUUCUACGCCAAGUGCGGUAAUUUACCUAAAGCCAAGCUCGUUUUCGAACGAAUUCGCGACAAAGACGUGAUAUCAUGGAAUUGCCUUAUCAAUAGCUACUCCCAACAGGGGCCUGCAGGCUACUCCCUUGUCAUGGAACUAUUUAAAAGCAUGAGAGCAGAGAAUACCUUCCCAAAUGCCCACACUUUUGCCGGUGUUUUCACUGCCGCUUCGAACUUGUCCAGCGUUUUCUGCGGUCAGCAGGCCCAAGCUCUUGCCAUCAGAACGGUGAGUUUUUAUGAUGUUUUUGUUGGGAGUUCUCUCCUUAAUAUGUACUGUAAAGCGGGUCUGCUUUUGGAGGCUCGCAAAGUGUUCGAUGAAAUGCCUGAAAGGAACUCGGUUACAUGGGCUACUAUGAUUUCUGGGUAUGCGAUCCAACGGCUGGCUGGAGAGGCUUUGGGGAUUUUUGAACUGAUGCGUAGAGAAGACGAGGGUUUGAAUGAGUUUGUCUUCACUAGUGCUCUUAGUGCUUUGGCCAUCCCUGACUUCAUUGAUAGUGGCAAGCAGAUACACUGCCUUGCAGUUAAAAAUGGGUUGUUAGCAUUUGUUUCUGUUUUAAAUGCACUUGUUACCAUGUAUGCUAAAUGUGGGGGCUUAGAUGAUUCUCUUCAAGUGUUUGAAAUGUCAAGUGAUAAGGAUUCUAUCACAUGGUCGGCUAUGAUCACUGGUUAUGCUCAAAGUGGGGAUUCUCAUAAGGCUUUGAAGCUCUUCUCUCGCAUGCAUUUUGCUGGGAUCAAUCCUAGCGAGUUUACCCUUGUUGGUGUUCUUAAUGCUUGCAGUGAUAUUGGAGCUGUUGAAGAAGGAAAGCAGGUGCAUAACUAUUUAGUAAAGUUGGGAUUUGAAUUCCAAAUGUACAUAAUGACUGCUUUGGUUGACAUGUAUGCAAAAUGUGGUUGUACAGCAGAUGCUUGGAAAGGAUUUAAUUAUUUACAAGAACCUGAUAUUAUUCUGUGGACAUCCAUGAUUGCAGGGUAUGUGCAGAAUGGGGAGAAUGAAGAUGCUUUGAGCUUGUAUUGUAAAAUGCAGAUGCAAGGGGUUUUGCCCAAUGAGCUAACAAUGGCCAGUGUCUUAAAAGCUUGUUCAAGCCUUGCUGCUUUGGAUCAAGGAAGGCAAAUUCAUGCCCGCACAAUUAAGUAUGGACUCAGUCUGGCAGUUCCAAUUGGAAGUGCUCUUUCAACAAUGUAUGCAAAAUGUGGGAGUCUAGAAGAGGGAACCCUUGUCUUUAGAAGGAUGCCUGAGAGAGAUGUGGUCUCAUGGAAUGCAAUGAUAUCUGGAGUUUCUCAAAACGGGUAUGGACGGGAAGCUCUGGAACUCUUUGAGGAAAUGCGACGAGAGGGCACAAAGCCAGAUGAUGUCACAUUUGUGAAUGUUCUCUCUGCUUGUAGUCACAUGGGAUUGGUGGAGAGAGGCUGGGUGUAUUUCAAAAUGAUGCUUGAUGAAUUUGGUAUUGUCCCAGGAGUAGAGCACUAUGCCUGCAUGGUUGAUGUCCUAAGUCGUGCAGGGAAUCUUAGUGAAGCAAAAGAAUUUAUUGAGUCAGCAAAAGUAGACCAUGGCUUGUGUUUGUGGCGGAUUUUAUUGGGUGCAUGUCGGAACUACCAUAAUUAUGAAUUGGGAGCUUAUGCAGGCGAGAAACUAAUGGAGUUGGGCUCACAAGAAUCAUCUGCCUACGUGUUAUUGUCAAGCAUCUACACUGCCUUGAAUAGACCAGAAGAUGUGGAGCGGAUCAGGAGCAUGAUGAGGAUUCGAGGAGUGAGCAAGGAACCUGGCUGUAGCUGGAUUGAACUCAAAAGUUGUGUUCAUGUGUUUGUUGUUGGAGACCAGAUGCAUCCGCAGAUUGGAGAAAUAAGAGCAGAGAUACGAAGAUUAAGCAAACAAAUGAAGGAUAAGGGUUGCCGACCUGAUUCUGAUUCUGCAUCUAUAACAUUAUCAAGUUAAUGCAGUAUGCAUUCACACCAUUCUUGUUCAUUUUGGUACAUUGAAAAUUUUGAAGAGGGGGUCGCCAACUAUUGAACCCCCAAGGAGCACUGAGAGAGGCAAUCAACCUGUCCUCUUUUGCACCAAUCUACUCAACUUAAUUAAAAACAGAAUUUUAACCCUCAGAUCAGAUGCAUUUAUUUUUCUAGAUUUAAACCUGAUAUUGUUUUUAAUUCUUCAUGUCUAUUUUCAUGAAUGCAUGCGUGGCCCUGUUUGAUGGCAA
Jatropha curcas is the source of this 2481-nucleotide messenger RNA. Its product is annotated as Tetratricopeptide repeat (TPR)-like superfamily protein. The record is from RefSeq and is a predicted model, not a curated record. Gene Ontology annotation, molecular function: protein binding; RNA binding. Lineage: Eukaryota; Viridiplantae; Streptophyta; Magnoliopsida; Malpighiales; Euphorbiaceae. Gene Ontology annotation, biological process: RNA modification.